Molecule: messenger RNA, 955 nt
Organism: Rotaria sp. Silwood2
Lineage: Eukaryota; Metazoa; Rotifera; Eurotatoria; Philodinida; Philodinidae
Source: the annotation of a GenBank genome assembly
AAGUGAACAUCGAUCAAUUUGGUUUACAUAUCAAACAAAAUCAAUCGAUCAAUUAUUAGAAAAUAAUAAAUUUAUUUAUUCAACAAAGUCGACACAAAAAUCAUGGACAGUACUUUAUAAUUUAGGUUCCAUGGUUUCCUAUGAGAAAUUUAUUGGUCAUAUUCUUGAUAAUCGCCGUCCGGCUCGAAUCAAAAUAAAUAAAAAUACAUGUGGAAGAUUGAGAAGCAUUGUUUUAGAAAUACAAUAUACUCAAUAUCGAAUGGUAUUUGAUUUAGACAUAUUUCAUACCGAUAUUCUUGUUAAAUAUGGACAAGAAAACAACAAGGAAUCAAUUCAAAUUAUAUUUAUGCUCAAAGGAUUACCACAGAUUGAACAACGACUGGCUAAUGAAGAUUUCAUCAAAAUUUGCAACUUAUCGAAGCAUAACAUAGAUCUUAAUGUUAUUUGUCAAUGUUUGGAUUUAUGGUUACAAUUUGAUUGUCGUACAGAUGCCAAGAAUUUUCUUCAACAACUUCUUACUUCCAAAACUACGAAACAAUUUAUACAAAAUUUUGUUGAUUUUCAAUUCUCUUUGUCAUCUAAUAACAAAAACUCAUGUUUAUAUUUGGAUGAUAAAGAUUUUUCAUCUAUAUUAGGUUCUUAUGACAUGAAAAUGCUCGGAUCACUUGGUUAUUUAUUUCAAGAUAAAUAUCUUAUGGAUAAUCAUAUAAAAUCAAGAUUUAUUUCAUAUCAUAAAGAGUCAUCAGAUAAAUUCUAUGACUUAUGCCAUGUUUUAUGGGAUAACUUACAAAAAGAUCAUUGUUAUUUUAUUCAAAACAUAUUUAUUGAUCAAAAUAUAUUUCAUGGUACGUUAUCCGAAAAAAAUAAACAUCGAGCUUCAUCAGCAGGCAACGGAAUUUUGUAUAAAUUGUUUCGUAGUUUUGGAAGUAAGAAGUUGUUGAAGAAAAGCAAUUAA